Molecule: messenger RNA, 854 nt
Organism: Eubalaena glacialis (North Atlantic right whale)
Lineage: Eukaryota; Metazoa; Chordata; Mammalia; Artiodactyla; Balaenidae
Product: ferritin light chain-like
Exons: 1
Coding region: 46-702 (218 amino acids)
Biological process (GO): iron ion transport; intracellular iron ion homeostasis
Cellular component (GO): cytoplasm
Molecular function (GO): ferric iron binding; ferrous iron binding
Source: RefSeq, a predicted model, not a curated record
GCUCAGCAGUGCCGUGCAUCUGUCUCUUGCGUCAACAGUGUUUGGAUGGAACAGACCCAGGGACACCCUUUGCUCCAGCCUCUGACCACCCUCCAACAUUUUUUCCAGUCGCAAUCUUCAGAAUCAGCCACUCAGUUAUUCUCGGUCACCGGGACCAGCCAACACCGUUUUUCGAGAUUAACUCCUUAUUACCGAUCAACCAUGAGCUCCCAGAUUCAUCAGAAUUAUUCCACUGAGGUGGAGGCCGCCAUCAACCGCCUGGUCAACAUGCAUCUGUGGGUCUCCUACACCUACCUCUCUCUGGGCUUCUAUUUUGAUCCCGACGAUGUGGCUCUGGAGGGCGUGGGCCACUUUUUCCUCGAAUUGGCCGAAGAGAAGUGCGAGGGCGCUGAGUGUCUCUUGAAAAUGCAAAACCAGCGCGGCGGCCGCGCCCUCUUCCGGGAUGUGCAGAAGCCAUCUCAGGAUGAGUGGGGUAAAACCCAGGACGCUAUGGAAGACGCCAUUCUCAUGGAGAAGAACCUGAACCAGGCCCUUCUGGAUCUGCCUGCCCUGGGUUCUGCCCAUGCAGACCCCGACCUCUGUGGCUUCCUGGAGAGCCACUUCCUAGAUGAGGAGGUGAAACUCAUCAAGAAGAUGGGUGACCACCUGACCAACCUCCACAGGCUGGCUGGUCCCCAGGCUGGGCUGGGCAAGUAUCUCUAGGAAAUACUCACCCUCAAGCAUGACUAGGAGCCUCUGGAGCCCAGCGGCCUUUGAGGAGCCCCUCUGGUGACAGGGCUUCUGCUUGAAGCCCGUCUCUGCAGCCACUAGGCAGCUUUUUAACCACCCCGGCGCCCUCUCCCAAGCCUUGGACC